AGAUUAUUUGUCAAACAGAACAGAGAGUCGAGAUGGAAACUUUAACGAUUAAACCCGUAAAUGCGGAGUAUUUUGAUCAAGGACAUGUUAUGAAUAACGAAUGGUCAAGAUAUCUUUCAUUUUUGAAUUUCCCUAAAGAUUCGUUUCUGAUGCCAACAAGAUUGGCCCAGGCCGGAUUUUAUUACACUGGCUCAGGAGAAAAAGUUACUUGCUUCUGCUGUGGAAUACAAAAUGAAAUUUGGAGUGAGAAUGAGACCGUGUUAGACGUUCACAGGCGACUUUCGCCUCAUUGUAGGUAUAUCUGUGGCGAGGAUACUACUAAUAUUCCUACGCACGAUCAUAGUAGUAUGUUGACAGUAACUGUACCAACAUGUUCAAAAGGAUCAUAUAUAAGCAAAGAAAAUAAGCAAGAACAAAUUGGAAGUUUAGUUAAACAUUCAACAGAUGUAAAAGAAGAACAGUUAUUAGGUAACAGCGGGAAUAGUAAAAUGUCAAAUCACGUACAUCAGCCUUAUUCUGAAGAAACAAUGGAUAUAGCGAACAACGGUACUAUAAAGGAGAAAAAUGAAAACGAGACAUCCAAGAAUUUGCUAAAAACUGAAAACAGGUCUAAACACAAGUCAGAAAAGCAGAGAUUACUGGAGGAAAACCGUACGCUGAGGGAUCUUAUCACCUGCAAGAUUUGCUUUGACAAUGACGCAUGCGUCGUGUUUCUUCCGUGCGGACAUUUAGCGUCUUGUGUAGAAUGUUCGAAAUCUUUGAGAAAAUGUGCAGUUUGUAGAACUGUAGUGCAAGCAACAGUCAGGGUGUAUCAAGCUUGAAAUGCUUAGUGUAGCCGGAUGUCAGCUGCAAUAAAUUGACUUGUAUUUACUUAUCUGCUUGCUCUUACAAGAGUGGUUUUGUUUAUAAAUGAGUUUUACCAAUUUGAAAGUAAAUCAAUGAUAAAACAUGAAACCAUUUAUGCUUACAUUAUCUCCCAAUCAUAAUGUAUCUGAAGAAUGCAUAUAAUUGUCAACAUUUUAUGUAUAUGUAUGUAUAUAUAUUAUUUUGUUAAGUUUGAUAUUGUUUUAUCAGUAAUCUUACUACUUAGUAUGCACUGCAUGUUGCAACUGAACUACCUCAAAUGCAUUUAUGUUGUUACUUUAUGGUGUAUGUUUCUUUAUAAGAAAUUUUAUAUCUAUUUGUUGUUAUCGUUGAAGGCAGCAUAUGUUAAAUUGGUUGUGAUAAGUGCUCUGUUUUAUUUGCAUAAUGUAUUGUGCAAUUGUAUGAAUCAGUUGUGAAAGUUGGUUGUUACAACGUAUCUUAAUCCUAUUCGAUGUUGCUCAUUGCAAAGCUGGAGUGGUCUUCUGCGCAUGUUCGGAAGUGAUAAUCAAUUGAGUACACGGUAAAAAUACGCAAAUAAUUGCAUGUCCGCACGCAUUUAUAGUGUAUAAUAUGUAUACUAUACUGACUAUAGGUUAGGAUUAGUAUUACCAUUGUUACAAAAUAUAUACGUUAAAGAAACUUACCAUUCAAACUGCUUAUAUCCGGUAUAUACCGGAGUUUGUAAUUUACACAGGAGCUCCAGGUCUGCAGUGAGUCACAGUCAAUACUAUUUCAUUUGUUGCUCGUUGUUGUUUCAAAUAUAUUUGUUCUGUAAAAGGUGAGAAACGGCGUAAAGAAAGUAAGAAUAAACUGUG
This is a messenger RNA of Mercenaria mercenaria, 1679 nucleotides long. Its product is annotated as baculoviral IAP repeat-containing protein 2-like. The record is from RefSeq and is a predicted model, not a curated record. The transcript is spliced from 2 exons. NCBI's taxonomy places the organism in Eukaryota, Metazoa, Mollusca, Bivalvia, Venerida, Veneridae. Bases 33 to 821 code for a protein of 262 amino acids. Gene Ontology annotation, cellular component: cytoplasm; nucleus.